AUGAUAAUGAAUACUAUCAAAAUAUUAUGUCUUGGAAGAAAGAUUUUACAAGAUGGUUCUUUGAUUUUUGGUAUUUUAAUGAUUUCCCUUGGUUUAUCAAUGAUUGGUGUUACGGCACAAGACAAAAGUUGCCAGGUUGUAAUGUGUGUAAAGACUGGUGGUUCUGUCGCAGUUGGAGUCGGUGAUGGCUCCAGUGCUGGACUAACAGAAGCUCAGGGAUAUGUGUCUCAAAGUUGCCCCGGAGUAACUAAUAUUACCACCUGCUACGUAGAUUGUAGUGGGCCAUAUGUUAGUCAAUAUUGGACUUGGAAGAAAUGCAGUGAACUUGGUGAUUUCCAUAGCACUUGGAUUACGUGUGGUGAUACUAGCGUGUUGUCUGUAUGUACACAAGGAGGUGAUCCAAAUUAUCCAUUUAAUACAGCUACUCCCACUAAUA
Molecule: messenger RNA, 436 nt
Organism: Dentiscutata heterogama
Lineage: Eukaryota; Fungi; Glomeromycota; Glomeromycetes; Diversisporales; Gigasporaceae
Source: the annotation of a GenBank genome assembly